Messenger RNA from Rhagoletis zephyria (snowberry fruit fly), 4036 nucleotides. RefSeq names its product actin-binding protein IPP. Gene Ontology annotation, molecular function: protein binding. The record is from RefSeq and is a predicted model, not a curated record. NCBI's taxonomy places the organism in Eukaryota, Metazoa, Arthropoda, Insecta, Diptera, Tephritidae.
CUAACACUUUAGACUAUUUAUUGUUUCUUCUCAGAACAAAAAAAAAUAAGUUUUUAUAUUUAAUCCCUACUUUUUUCCGCUAAUGGACCAGAAUAACUUUAAUCUAAAGAAAAAUAGAUAAGCUGGCAACACUGUUAACACUGAGUUGCACUCCGAAGAAAAUGAAAAAUUUUAAGAUUUUCGUAAAACGAGAAAGGCUACAUUUAUAAAAAUUUAUGUAAUAUUAAAAAAUUUACGCUUUCGAAGGGUCACAUUUACACGCAUAUACAAACAUGCGUCGAUACAUAUUUAGCAGAGAAAGUACAAGUAAUUCCAAAAAUCGCAAAAUUGGUAUCCCUAUGCAGUUGUCAAAAGUGAAAUCACGAUAAAAAUGCAAUGGGCGUUUAACAGUGAAUAAAACAAUUUUUUUUUAAAGAGUUGUAUUUGUUGAAAAAGAUUGAAAUUAAGAAUAUUUAAAAAACCAACGUAAGCACAAGUGGAGAUAAAGCGCAUAAUCACUACAAAUAAACGGCGUAAGUCUACAAAUAGCAUUGCAAUGCCACCAUUGAAGACCUACUCGCCGCACAACGAAUUCAAUGCAAACUGUCAUAAUGGUAAUAGUACCACUAACGCUGGGGAUGGUGAAAGUAAUACAUCAACAGCUGCCUCAGCGGCAGCAUCAACCAUAACUGACGCAUGCGGCGCUAUGAGCAAUGCGGGUGCACAACGCAAUACUCUACCUUGUUAUAGCAACGCACAAUUUCCAUUCAAAGUGUUGGCUAAUUUAAAUCAACUGCGGGCAGAAUCUCGUUUUUGCGAUGUGGAAAUAGUUGCUGGUGGCAUUACAUUCAAUGCUCAUCGUGCAGUCUUAAGUGCAGCCAGCGCCUACUUUGAGGCAAUGUUCCGGCCAGAGCUUGGUUUAAAUGAAGUAAAUCAGAAAUCUGUAGUAUUGCACACUAUAGAUGGUGAAAUUUUGAGCAUUCUGCUGGAUUUCAUAUACACAGGGCGCUGUGAAAUUACACAGUCAAAUGUACAGGAGCUGCUAGCUGCAGCAGAUAUGCUACAGCUACCGGAAGUUGUGGAUGGCUGUUGCGAUUUUCUUUGCCGUGAACUGCACUCCACCAACGCAUUGGGUAUUUUACGCUUCGCAGAAGCUCAUAAUUGUGAAACAUUAAAGAAGAGCGCUUUGAACUAUGUCCACUCUAAUUUUCCGGCGAUAACCCUUGAAGACGAAUUCUUAGACACACCACAAACUCUGCUGGCUCAGUUGCUCACUUCUGAGCAGCUGCGUGUCGAUUCGGAGUCCCAAGUUUUCCAAGCAGCUUUGCGAUGGAUAAAGCAUGAUGUUACCCAACGUCGCUGUUAUGUCUUCGAUACAUUGUCGCAUGUGCGGCUAGCUCUCGUUCCCGUCAAAGUAAUCGAUCAGGCUUUGAAAGACUGUCGGGAUAUGUCAGUUAAAAUUGCCUUGCGUUCCAUUUGUCGCGACAUCGCAUCGAAGCGAGGUCAAUUGGUGCCACUGCGCGUUUGUCCACGCCAACAAGCCAAAAAGAAUAUUUAUAUUAUUGGUGGCUCCAGACGUGAGUCUCAGCGUGAUUGGACACCAUCCGAUUGCAUUUUCGAAACAGUUGCGAAAUUCGAUAUCUUUAGACGUGAGUGGUCAGAAACGGCACCCAUGGAAAUCGGUCGCAUUUUACCUGGCGUGGCGGCGUUAAAUGGCAAAAUAUACGUAAUUGGCGGUGAGCGGGGCUCACAAAUCCUUGCUAAUGGUGAGGUAUAUGAUCCGCAAACCGAUGCCUGGACACCCAUUGCACCAAUGAUUGUGCCUCGUUGUGAAUUUGGCUUGUGCACAAUCGGUGGAACACUGCUGGCGGUGGGCGGCUGGUUAGGCGAUGAUAUAGGCGGUUCCAUUGAAUGUUACGAUCCAGAAAAGGAUGCCUGGAACAAGUUGGGCGAUUUACCAGAACCGCGUUUUAGCAUGGGCGUAGUCAGUUUCGAAGGGCUUAUUUACAUUGUAGGUGGGUGCACAACUUCCAGUCGCCAUUUGCCAGAUUUAAUAAGUUUUAAUCCAAUAACUCAAGAUUGGCAACCGAUGGCGCGAAUGCGCACGGCACGCUGUCAAAUGGGCGUCGCUAUUCUCAAUCGUUAUCUUUACGUUGUGGGUGGUAACAGUAGCUCCCAAGAUGUGUUGAGUACCGUUGAGCGUUAUAGCUUCGAUGAAAACAAAUGGGAAAGUGUCUGCUCGAUGUCGGUGCCACGAGCUAUUCCCGCUGUAGCAGCCGCAGAUGGCCUCCUCUAUGUGGCUGGUGGGGAUCAACCAUGCGAAGAUAAUUUUUAUCGCGCUCAUAUUACAAUCAACGCCGUGGAAGCGUACGAUCCGUUGACUGAUACUUGGAAGAAUUGUCCCGAUUUACCCGUAGGGCGCUCGGAGGCUGGCGCUGUUGUUGUUUAACGUCGGUCCAUGCAUAUCUCCGUGACAAUUGUGGGCAAUAACAACUGGAUUUGUAUUGUUGUACUUCAAAAUUAUGAAACUGUCUUCAAAACGUUUACUAUCUGUAUCUGUAAAAUUAAGCUUACACCUUUUUCGAACUUUUUCGCCCCCAUCAAAUAUGCUCAUAAAUUUUUUUCAUAAACACUGUACUAAAUUGGGUAUUUGCAUUUUAUAAAAACCCUACUCCUGUUUAUUAUUUUUUUUUUUUUUUGUAGAAAAACUGCACAAAACAUGUCAAUGAACUCAAAUUAACCUCGCGCUUUUAAACAUAUACAUACGUCUACAAUGUCAUUUGAUAUUUCAGUUCAAACUUUUUUUAAACCAAAGGCCUGAUUUUAUAAAAACUUAUUUCUGAUAGUGAAACCUUUAGUUUUAAGACCGUUAAAAAGUUCACUUGAGUGUGCGAUUACGCAAAUCUCGAAAAAAAUAUUUUUUAUUAGAGUUGGCAUUAAAGGCUUCCAUUUAUAAUAAUUUAAAUGAAUAUGUCAAAACAUGCAUAUGUCAAAACAUGCAUAUGUCAAAACAUGCAACUCGAAAUGAAAAACUAAUAAAUCGAUAAAAAUAUCAGUAAAAUUUUCCUUAAACCGCAUGACGUACAUGUUAAUUCUAUAGUAUAUACUGAUAGCUGAUGUUAUUAAAAGAUGUGACGUGUCUAAUAUAUUGUAGUUAAGAAACACAAAAAUCUAAAGAAUUUGUAUGUAUGUAUGUAUGUACAUACACUGGCAACCAAACCCGAGUGCAUUUACAUUUUAUUACUUACAGUAACAUAGCUUUUUAAUAAUAAGCAGAUUGCGUUGAAAUUUUCAGCAAUUGGUUCUUAUUAUCCAAAGAAUUAAGCCUAGUAUAUAGAAAAGCUAAGCGUAAACAAGAAAAAAUCGAUUCGCAGCAAAAGCCUAAGGCAACUGUAUUCACUCAGUUUUGAACUUUUCUGUUUCGGGACUUUUUAAGGUUGAUACCAACAGGAUUGUGGAGACUCCCCUGUUUGUAAUCGCAAUUAUCAUAAGUCCGAGAAGGCUCUUGACCACAGCGCAAAAUUUUUCGAUGGCGUUGAGAUCUGGACUUUGUGCGAGUAACAUAGAAGUACGUUGGAUGCGAGUAAAAUUAUAAUGGGAUAAUAUUUCAAGCGAAAUCAUAGAAAACUCAGUAGAGAGCAUUCUCGGACUUAUGAAAAUUAUGAUUACAAACAGAGGAGUUGCACAAUCCUGUGGGUAUCAACCUUCAAAAAUCACAAAACAGAAAAGUUCAAAUAUGGGUGAAUAGAGUUGCCUUAUGUUUUUGUUAUGAAUCGCUUAUUUCUUGUUUAAGCUUAGCUUUUCUGUAUACUAGGCUUUAUUCCUUGGAUAUCAAGGGCCAAUUGCUGAAAAUUUCAAAGCAAUCCGCUUAUUAUUAAGAAAGUUAUGCUACUGUAAAUAAUAAAUUUGGUAAAUGCUCUCGGUUUUAAUUGACAGUGUAUAUUAAAUGACAACUUUUUAAAACGAUUGAAAAAACUCUGCAAGAUACAUACAUACUUCUCAUAUAAAUUAUAUGCAUGUAUGUAGAUUAGGGUGGUCCAAAAAUGCAUAUAGUCCU